Molecule: messenger RNA, 6437 nt
Organism: Diprion similis
Lineage: Eukaryota; Metazoa; Arthropoda; Insecta; Hymenoptera; Diprionidae
Gene: mbc
Product: dedicator of cytokinesis protein 1
Exons: 23
Coding region: 116-6121 (2001 amino acids)
Biological process (GO): small GTPase-mediated signal transduction; cell migration
Cellular component (GO): cytoplasm; plasma membrane
Molecular function (GO): small GTPase binding; guanyl-nucleotide exchange factor activity
Source: RefSeq, a predicted model, not a curated record
AUAUUGCGAUAAAAUAACAACAUUUCAGUUCGCACCUAAUUUCAUUUUUUUUCUAUUCAUCUUAAUUACUUAGGAUGUAACUAGUGUACAUAAAUGUCUAAGGUGUAAAUUUAAAAUGACGUCAAUAUGGAGGAAAGUCAAGGAUCAGCAGGGAAUUGCUAUCCAUAACUUUGACCAAGAUGGACCGUAUCGGUUGCGGCUGACGGUUGGGGAAGUGGUUCAACUGUUAGAAGAGUGUGACGAAUGGUUUUACGGCUGUAGUAAAUACAAAGGAAAUAGCGGAAUCUUCCCAAAGACCUAUGUGCACACAUCAAAAAUAUCUAGCAGCACAGAAGCUCUUACGCAUGAAAUUACUAGCGUACUUCGUGAGUGGGGACAUCACUGGAAACAUCUAUACGUCAUACAUUCACCGCAUUUCCGUACAAUACAAGAGCAGAUUCUUGAAUUGAUUGGAUAUAGAAGUAAAAUCCUGAGCGCUACUCUAACUGUAGACGAGUUAAAAGACAUGAAGAGGCUGGCGACUGCAAAAAUAGACACAGGGAACCAGCUGCUGGGCCUAGAUAUGGUCGUUCGUGACGAGCAUGGAAACGUUUUGAACCCAGAACAGACUAGCACUAUCCAACUUUAUUACCACCAUGAAACGGCCACUGAAAGAAUAAGAAAGGCGACAACAAGUCUGAAGAAGAAACCACUAAAGUCUCAUUUGCCUGUAUACUCGCACAUAUUUUUUGUCAGCGUUAGAAAUUUUGUCUGCAAAAUGGCAGAGGAUGUAGAGUUACUUUUGACUUUGUACGAUGGCAAGGAGAUGAAAGCGAUAACAGAAAAUUACGUGGUUUGUUGGAGCCGUGAAGGAUUAGCACGAGAUAUCGACCAAUUGCAUAAUCUAAGAGUACUUUUCACCGAUCUAGGAUCUCGUGAUUUGUCAAGAGAAAAGGUUUACCUCGUUUGCUAUGCCGUUCGUGUGGGAAGUAUGUAUGCCAAGGAAAUAGAUCAUCGAAGAUCCAGUAUAUUACAGCAAAAUCAGAAGCAAAGGAGCUCCGAAAACAUGAGACGGCCUUUUGGUGUCGCUGCAAUGGAUGUUACUUUAUUUAUUACUGGAAAGCUCGAAGGCGACGUAGAAAUGCAUCACUUCAUACCCUUCUUGCAAUGCUGUGAGAAAGAGAGUCUAGAUGGUACAUUGCGAAAAAUCCUUGGGCAGAAAGACACAAACAGUCAGAAGGGCAACGGCAAUAGCUCAAAUGCUGUGGGCGGUCAGGGCUUGUGGGUUAGCAUAAAACUUCUGAGAGGUGACACUAAGCAGGUGCGUGAAGAAAAUCCACACUUGGUCCUUGGCAAUGUGGCAAUUGCUCGCAAAAUGGGAUUUCCAGAAGUUAUAUUGCCAGGCGACGUCAGGAAUGAUUUAUAUCUUACUUUGAAUUCCGGCGAAUUCAGUAAAGGAUCUAAAUCUACCGACAAAAAUGUAGAAGUAACGAUAAAAGUCUGUAACGAACGAGGUGGGGCCAUACCUGGUGUGAUGACUUUGGGCGGAGGGGCCCCACCCAUUGACGAGUAUCGCAGCGUAAUCUACUAUCACGAAGACAAGCCAAAGUGGUUUGAAACGUUUAAAAUCGCUGUACCCAUAGACGAAUUCAGACACGCUCACUUGAAGUUUACCUUCAAACAUCGUAGUUCCAACGAAGCAAAAGACAAGUCAGAAAAGCCGUUCGCUCUGAGUUACGUAAAACUGAUGCAACGCAACGGGACUACUCUACAAGACAUUAAGCACGAACUACUAGUCUAUAAAUUGGACCACAAAAAGUAUGACGAAACGGAUGCGACUUAUUUAAAAUUACCAUCGACGCAGGGAGAAUUGGAAGAAUUGAAUGCUGAUAAGAAGCCGACGCAGGGACCGUUCAGCCUUAGUUCAAAGGAUAACUUCUCAAUCUCAACGAAUGUUUGUUCCACUAAAUUAACCCAAAAUGUUGAUCUACUUGGAUUACUAAGGUGGGCAUCGCGGCAGACGGACUUGAUGGAGUCUCUCACUGCUUUGAUGAAAGUUGAUGGCGAAGAAGUUGUCAAGUUCUUACAGGAUGUUUUAGAUGCGCUGUUUAACAUUUUGAUGAGAAAUUCGGACAGUGACGAGUACGAUGACAUGGUUUUUGGAUGCUUGUUGUACAUCAUUGGACUGGUUUCGGACAGAAAGUACCAGCACUUUCAACCUGUCCUCGACUUGUAUAUCUCUGAAAAUUUCUCGGCAACUUUAGCUUAUAAAAAGUUAAUCACGGUAUUGCGCAAGCGCAUAGACAGUGCAACUAAUAACGACGGUCAAGAACGGGAUUUAUUGCUUAAAACUAUGAAAAGCUUGCAAUACUGUAUGAGAUUUGUUGUUAAAUCACGACUUUUAUUCGCUGAGUUGAAUCAAGACGAAGAAGAAUUUUCUCAGUCAUUGACGGAACUAUUAAAAUCCAUAAUCGAUUUGAUGAGUCACGAAACUGAUGGAACACUCUUGGUCCAGGGUGCUUGUCUAAAAUAUUUACCGACCACAAUACCACACAUUCUCCAAGUUUACGAUAAAAAGCAGCUCAGCCUUAUAUUGACCGAUCUGUUAGUCACGCUGCCGCCCGGUAGACUGACAAAACAAAAAAUGAUGACAGUAAACGACAUAGUUCACAGCCCGCUAUUUUUAAGUCCCGAAUGCAGGGCGAUACUCCUACCGACUAUUACGAUAUUGGUGAGAAGUCUCUUAGAAGCGAAAGAAGAGGGACUGUCAGGCACGCCUGGAAAGAGCGUGGCGAAGGUAGCCAGGCUGCUCGGCGAGAACCGACACCGACUCAACCAGCAUCGUGGCUACUCGGAAGAGGUGGAAUUGUGCGUUAAGAUCUUAUCUGACAUUCUCGAGUUGACAUUUAGAAGCGACGUAGGCUCGACAGUCUCCGAUGUGAAAGAAAUAAUGUUGACGGCGUUGAGAACUGUCAUUCAAACGGUCAUUUCAAUGGACAGAGAAAAUCCUCUUGUGGGAAAUUUGGUAUCCGUGAUGCUGGCCAUUUUCAGACAAAUGACCGAACAUCACUACGACAUUUACAUUAAUCAAUUUGGGACUCCGAUCGAUCUUCUGGAUUUUCUCAUGGAGAUUUUACUGGUGUUCAAAGAUCUUGUAUCGAAAAGUGUAUUUCCUAACGACUGGUCUGAAAUGAUUAUGCUUCAGAAUAGUAUCAUUCUCAAAUCAUUGCGAUUUUUUUCAAGAACAAUAAGAGAUUAUUUCUUCAAGAACUUUGAGCAACAAGCUUGGUCCAAUUUCUUUCACUGUGCGAUUGCAUUUCUUACGCAACCGUCACUUCAACUGGACAGAUUCAGUCCAACGAAACGCAAUCGAAUAGUCGCACGGUACAAAGACAUGCGCAGGGAAACAGCGUUUGAAAUUCGCUCGAUGUGGUUCAACCUGGGUCAACACAAAAUCCUAUUUAUUCCUUCGAUGGUUGGAGCAAUAUUAGAGAUGACGUUGAUUCCCGAAACGGAAUUACGAAUAGCUACUAUUCCAAUAUUUUUCGACAUGAUGCAGUGCGAAUUUUACAGUUCCCGAAUAAGCGAAGGUUACGGAGACACUAAACGUGAUCCUGCGCAUAUAAAAGGAAAUUUCUCGCAGUACGAGGACGAGAUGAUAGCAAAAUUAGAUAUUUUGGUAGAAGGUGGUAGAGGUGAUGAACAGUUCCGUGUCCUUUGGGUACAAAGGAUGACCGCUCUCUGCAAGGAUCACUCAACAAUGCGUGACAUGGGUUUGCGAUUUGUUGAUAUUGUCGGUCGAUUGAUGGAAAGACUGUUGCAAUACAGAGAUAUCAUUCAUGCGGAAUCUCAGGAACAUCGCAUGCUUUGUACAGUCAAUCUUUUAGACUUUUACUCUGAGAUCAAUCGAAAGGAAAUGUACAUUAGAUACGUGAAUAAACUUUGUGAAUUACAUUUGGAGUGCGACAACUAUACAGAAGCUGCGUAUUCCCUGAAACUGCACAGUCAGUUACUCGAUUGGAGUGACCAACCUUUGCCGCCUUUGUUACGUUCUCAGAGGUACGACAGUCGCCAGACGCAUCGAGAAUUGAAAGAAGCUCUCUAUUACGAUAUUAUUGACUAUUUCGACAAAGGUAAAAUGUGGGAGUGCGCUCUUGACGUCUGCAAAGAAUUGGCAAAACAAUACGAGGAAGAAACGUUUGAUUAUUUGCAAAUGUCGGUCUUAUUGAAGAGAAUGGCAAGCUUUUACGAUUCCAUUGUAAAACAGCUUAGACCGGAGCCGGAAUACUUCAGAGUAGCUUAUUAUGGACGCGGUCAUCCUCCAUUUUUACAAAACAAGGUAUUUGUCUACCGCGGUAAGGAGUACGAAAGGCUCAGCGAUUUUUGUAGUAGAAUUUUGAAUCAACUGCCCAAUGCCGAGCAAAUGAACAAAUUGUCACCACCCGGCGACGACAUACUCGAAUCAACUAGUCAAUAUGUUCAGAUAAACAAAGUUGACCCUCUAAUGAGUGAAAAAAAGCAUCGUUUAAGUGGCAAACCAGUAACGGCUGAAGCGGUUCUCAGGCAUCAUCGAGUAAACAAUGUUCAGCGGUUUCGAUUCUCAAGACCAGCUCCGAGAAGAAAUUCUACAAUAUCGUCCUCGUCAACACCGUCAGAAAAAGAUUCCAAAGAUAAGGAUAGCGCGAAUAACGCCAACGAGUUUGCCUCUUUGUGGCUCGAGAGGACAGUCCUAGUAACAAGCUAUCCUCUCCCAGGAAUAUUACGAUGGUUUCCAGUAACUUCGAGUAAAACAUAUUUUGUCAGUCCGUUGCAGAACGCUAUUGAAACAAUGGAAACGACAAACAAGGAUCUAAGGGACCUCAUUAUUCAAUAUAGAGCCGACAGUACACUGACUCUAAAUCCCCUGAGUAUGAAACUGAACGGAGUGCUAGAUCCAGCGGUGAUGGGAGGUGUUGACAACUACGAGAAGGCUUUUCUAAAUCCAGAGUACAGGGAUUCUCAUGCUGAUCACAGUUCGGAACUAUUGAAACUCGAGAGUCUUAUAGCUGAGCAAAUCCCCCUACUUGGCAUAGGUCUGGAUUUGCAUAAGGCCAGAGCACCGACAGAACUGGGACCUUUCCACCAGAAAUUAGACCAGUGCUUUUCAGCUAUGCGCGCACACGUUGAGGGAAAAUAUGGAAAGAGAACCUGUGAUCUCCAAAUUGAAACCAUGACUCAGUCAGUAACAAUGAGAAGACAUCAAACUUUGAAAGGAGAAAAUCAUCGACUAUCGGAAGCAAGUGUUGUCAGCAACGAUGGUGGAACUCGCUCCAGAGUAUGUUCACUUACGAAAUCACAAGUUCCAACACUCAAGUCAAUCAAAUCGUUCCAUUUUAACAACAGUUCACCAAACUCUGGUACCACGAACGUCAGUCUAACAAGAAAUACCUCAAUUCGUUCCAACAUCUUAUCCACGGCAUCGUUGAAAGCAUUGGCUAAUUCAAAUUCUGGAAUAAGCAAGAAGAAAGAUACGAAACGAAGAAGUUCCCGCAAGAGUGAUUCGGCCGUCUCGCAUAAAGCUGAACAACCAACCAGUCAAUGGUAUACGAUGCCUGAUCUAGCUCAAACAGUUCCAACCACACUGCCUUCUUCCAAUUCUCAAUCAACUAUAACAACUGUUUUCGAGCUUAGGCAAGAGCUGACACCGAAACGACCGCUGAGAUCUGAGGUGGAAAAGGAACGGAGAAUGAGUAACCGUUGGUCUGGCCAAUCCCAUCAGUAUCUCAGAAACACCGGCAACGGAUUGGAUCCUAGCGGAUUGGGCAAAGGCAACAGAGACAGUGUGGGAACGACGGACAGUACGGCUUCUGAGGACGAUCCUCCGCCACCGUUACCGAUUAAAACACGGGAGGCUGAUUAUUGCAAUUUACCCGACGACACGCUUAUACGCAAUAACAAAUCCGAAAUUAUAAGCAAUUUCAAUCGGCAAAGUAGUCAGAGAAUUAGAAGCAAACCUCCAGCGCCACCGGAACCAAUUGUUAAUCAAUCGACACCGCCAACUCCGCCACCGAAACCUAAACGACCUGCGCACAGUAUAAGAACAGUUGUGCUUUCAACGAUGAAUACAGACAUCAGCACCACCGACGAUUCGUCAACUGCGUGACAGCGGUAUGACUAAGGAUCCUUAACGCUUUCAAAUCUUGAAUCCCUCUAGCAUUCCUUAAUUUAAUUAUGAAUUUAGUUUCCAAGAAAUUAGUUAUACGUUAGUAGAAGGGACGUUGUAGCGUAUCAAGAUCGAAAGAGUUGAGCACAAUUUAGCAUACUCGUCAAGCAGUUACCAUUUCAUCAUCAUACCAAAGAGAUCGCGAAUAAUUUUAGAAUUAUUUAACUAUUCCAAACCGACCUAAUCUGUCGAUAAUAAAUCACGUUUUCCUUAGUAUAUAACAUAGAUGCAUAAACCUAUACAUUUAUAUAUAUAU